ACGAACAGGGCUUCAUUUUUAUGCCUUUAUAUUUUCUCAUACAAACCUUCCUUUAUUCUCACUCUGUAGAAAGAAACUCUCCCAAAAAAACUGCUUCUCGCCUCGCCACCCAUCACUUUCUCGAAUUUUGCAGCCCCUUUUUCUCCGGCCUGACGCUCUAUAACUCUUUCCAAAUCGGCCCAUUUACGAUCCGAUCUGCCGCCUUCUUUUUUUCUCGCAAUCGAUCUUUGUCCUUACUGAUGCCAGUUGCAAAACUCAAGAAUUCUAACUAUCCAGAUGUGAUGAAAUCGGAGGAGGGAAAUGAUUCUCUAGACACUAUUAUUAGACAGGCAAUUGGCAAAGAGCCUUUUCUUUCUUUCUCAAGAGCUGGUGAGAGCCCAGUCCAGUGGAUUCAACUACUUCAUGCUCUAGAUCAUCAUGAACUCCCAGGUUGGCCCUUGCUAUCUCCUUUAAAGGUUCAAAUGCAGAAGUGUGACAAGUGUCUCCUGGAAUUUUUCUCGUUUAUCAACUAUAGAAGACAUAUACGAGUGUAUCAUAGGAUGAAAAAGCCUGAUAAGGAUUCUGCCAAAACUAGGGAUUUACUAGCAGCAUUUUGGGACAAGCUAUCCUGGGAAGAGACGAAGGAGGCUGUAUCAUUUAAAAAUGUCUCAAUUGAGGGAAUGCAAGGGUCAGCCGUUAUCAAGAACCUGACGGCCAUUAUUGGAAAACCGAGAUUUUCUGCCCUACCACAUGUUUAUUUGAGGGCAGGUUCUGCCCUUUUGGACAUUGUACAAGGUAGACCGUCUAGGUUUCCCCUCUCUUCGCAGGAGCUAUUUGAAAUUCUUGACAAUGCAAGUGAAAAAACAUUCCUAUGUGGAACUUCUUUCUCUAUGCAAAAAUAUAUAUUUGAUGGCGGGACUGUAAAGAUCGGUCUUGAAACUAAAAACUUAGUUGCUUGCAUGAGCUUCUUGUUGGAAGAGAAAUUGGUCAAAACAUGGCUUGCUGACAAGGAUGCUGAAGCUUUGAGGUGUCAGAAGUUGCUGGUAGAGGAGGAAGAAGCUGCUCAAAGGAGACAAGCGGAGCUGUUGGAAAGAAAAAAGCAGAAGAAGCUAAGGCAGAAAGAACAAAGGUCAAAGGAGCAAAAACGCGAAGAGAAGGCUGAUAUGGAAGCGAGUGUAAAUGAAACAAUUGAAGACGUGUUACCUGAAGAAUCAUCUAGCCCUCAAACUGAAUGCCACUCAGAAGGGGACUCUCUGAGCAUAUUGGCUGAUCACAUGCCAUCAUCUAUUGAAACAUCUCAACAAUCUCUAACUGAUGAAGACGAAGAUUCUGAGUCUUGUUUUGGGUCUCACAGUGGCUACCCUGAACAUCUUCCUAUUGAUCACAAUGGUGAACGGCAGAAAAUACAAAUGAAUGGCCAUAAGCAUGUAAUUGCUCAGUGGCAGGCAUUGCCUAAGACGCAAAGGGGACUUUCUAACGGUUAUCAUGCAGAACAGAAUUAUCAGGGACACAAAAAUGGAGAUAUGCGAAGGCAUGGAAACCAUGUGCUUUCAAGGGCUGCGCCCAUGGCUAAUGGGAAAAAAGUAUGGAGCCGGAAGCCCAAACCAGAAAGAGAUGGAGGCCGUUACCAAGCCAGGAUUCUUGAAGAGACAACGGCCCAAGCGGAGGAAAUUAAGAGCCAUGAGGUUUUGAUUGGUUCUAUUUCAGUGGCACUAGGAAAUUGCAACCAAGAGAGUAAAAAUCCAGUUGGAGCUCCAGAUGAUUGCCAGGAUGGUCAUCAAACGCCUAAGAAGAUUAAUAAUCAUGUUCAGAAGUUCAUUAAGCCAGACUCUGUUCAAACUGCAACAAAUCGGGUGAUGGUUAAGCUUUGGAGGCCAGUUGGUCGUAAUGGAACCAAAUAUGCAAUGCUAGAGCAAAGUGACAAUGAAGAAUCUGAAGCUGAAGGGAUAACUGAAAAGCUAGAAGAUGAGGCGCUGCUGAAUACAUAUUCUCCACGAUCCUCUUCCUUGGAUGGUGACAAUGGGGACUUCGGAAACAACAACUCUUUGAUCCAGGAAGAGCCUGCGCAAUCAGUUGGCCUGGAGUUCUCUAGUCGUGCUGCAAAAGCUUUCCUUGCACAGAGGUGGAAGGAGGCUAUAACAGCCGACCACGUCAAAUUGAAUCUACCCUCCGAUUCUGAGUCUUCUCGAUGCUCUGAAAUUCAAAAUGACACAGAAACUUCUGCAUUUCAAUUGUCCAACUUUGACAGACGCAAUGUUCUUGGCAAUGCGAUGUCAAUUAAUGUCGACCCUCCCAAGUCGUCCUCAGCCAAUGAAGCCGGCAAGUCCAAGUUCAGGACAAAAUUUGAAAAGGGUGCGAAGAUAAAGUACAUUCCCAAACUUCCAACCACUACCUGACCUGAGAGUAUGGGAUCUAACCCACGAGUUGUUUUUUUUACAUUCUUUGCAGAGCCAAUUUUACCAAUGGUCUUCUGUCUUGGAAGUUGAAGUUUUUUCCCCUCUUUUUUUUUUCCUUUCCUGGGAAAUCUUUUAUGAUUCUGUCCUUUGUGUCAGGCUGCUACAGAAGAUUUGUUAGCGAGGAAAAUUCCUUAUUUUUUUUGGUAUAAUUUCUAGAUUUUCGUGUAAUAUUUUUGUUAUUAGUUAUAAAAAGUGCAGCUCUAUUUUGGCC
Cucurbita moschata (crookneck pumpkin) is the source of this 2646-nucleotide messenger RNA. RefSeq lists its product as uncharacterized. The record is from RefSeq and is a predicted model, not a curated record. The transcript has 10 exons. Lineage: Eukaryota; Viridiplantae; Streptophyta; Magnoliopsida; Cucurbitales; Cucurbitaceae. The coding region runs from base 21 to 2375 and encodes 784 amino acids.